AUGUCUGCCGAAAAACCUACCAUCCUCCUUAUCCCCGGCGCCUGGCACGCGGGUAGCACCUACGAGCCCGUCGCGGCCCUCCUCCGCGCACAAGGCUACCCUACCGAGACAUUGACCCUCCUCUCCGCCGGCGGCCCUCCCUCAACAUCCCUCGCCGAGGACGCGGAGCACAUCCGCAAAACCCUGGAGCCCCUCAUCGAGCAGGGCAAGGAAGUCGUCCUGGCUUUGCAUUCGUAUAGCGGUAUCCCCGGCUCGGAAUGCGUUAAGGGUCUCACUCGCAAGGAGCUCGAGGCGCAGGGAAAGAAGGGCGGAAUUGUUUCAAUGGUGUUUGUGGCGGCUUUCCUCCUUCCGGCGGGGCAGUCUAUUGAUUCCUUUUUGCCUGGUGGAGCGAGAGGAAUUCUCCAAGUUGAGGUGAGUGGGUCGGUCUGGCAGGAAUAUAAUCCUUGCACUGCCUUGCUCUUUGCGCCGGGUGAUGCUAAUUGCGUGUCUAUUAUUGUGCAGGAUGAUAAUAAAUGCUACAUGACCAACCCCGCCGAAAGAUUCUAUAAUGAUCUCGACGAGGAGACAAAGAACAAAUACCUCGCUGGAUUGAUGCACCACGCCUGGCCGACCAUGCAGGACCCACUGACCUACGAGGGUUACCGCGAUGUCCCGAGUACAUAUCUUCUCUGCGAGAAGGACGCCGCGAUUCCGUUUGAGGCGCAGAAGUUCAUGGCUUCUUACCCCGGUGAAGGUGUGGUGAAGGUGCACACUUGUGCUGCGGGCCACUCGCCGAUGCUGAGUAUGCCCGAGGUUGUGGCGGAUGUGGUUCAUGGAGCGGCGAGUGCGGUGGCUGUUGCUGCAUAG
Molecule: messenger RNA, 846 nt
Organism: Penicillium lagena
Lineage: Eukaryota; Fungi; Ascomycota; Eurotiomycetes; Eurotiales; Aspergillaceae
Product: alpha/beta hydrolase
Exons: 1
Coding region: 1-846 (281 amino acids)
Source: RefSeq, a predicted model, not a curated record